This is a messenger RNA of Drosophila navojoa, 2513 nucleotides long. Its product is annotated as transducin beta-like protein 3. Gene Ontology annotation, biological process: endonucleolytic cleavage in 5'-ETS of tricistronic rRNA transcript (SSU-rRNA, 5.8S rRNA, LSU-rRNA); endonucleolytic cleavage to generate mature 5'-end of SSU-rRNA from (SSU-rRNA, 5.8S rRNA, LSU-rRNA). Gene Ontology annotation, cellular component: 90S preribosome; nucleolus; small-subunit processome. The record is from RefSeq and is a predicted model, not a curated record. Lineage: Eukaryota; Metazoa; Arthropoda; Insecta; Diptera; Drosophilidae. Gene Ontology annotation, molecular function: protein binding; U3 snoRNA binding.
GGAUUACACGAGCCAGUUCGUUUGGAAUAUUCGUACCAGUUCCAAUGUGCACGCGGUAGUAAUUUCAAUUUUGUAAACAAAAAUAAAAGCAUGCUGGCUACCGUGAGUGAUAAACAAUAUGCAGCAGAUGCUCGCUAUACAAACUUUUAUGCCGGGCACGAUAUUGCCUGGGCUGAAAAUGGAGAGCAUAUUUAUUGUUUGAAUGGCGAUGUUAUAAAUCAAGUGAAUGUGGAAACAUCGCAAAUUGUGUGCAGCUUUGGAGUAAAUGUAUCCGAUGGUAGCGAGAAAUCCAAAGCCUCUGAUGGACUCGACGAUGCUAAGAUGGACGAGGACAACAUCAAUUGCUUUGCAAUGUCAGGUGAACAUUUGGCGGUUGCACAUGGCAGCGGCUUGCUACGCCUCUGGGAGCUGAGUACGAGAAAGUUGGUAAAACUUUGGAAGAGCCAGCACAAGGGACCCGUUGUGCGCAUCGAGUUUAGCGCGUCUGGCAAUUUUAUCUGUACCAGUGGUGGAGCAGAUGCCACGAUACGCGUAUGGGAUUUCGCCAACAACAGCUGUCUGUGCGCCUUAAAAGAUUUUCCCGGCCCGGCGCUGCUGUUGCGCUUCCACCCGAGUCCAUUGAAGAGUGAAAUUUACGCUGCCGGUGCUGACAAUACAAUAUACUGUUGGGAUUACGGCACAAAGACACUGCUGCACAAAUUGCGUGGACAUAUCUCUCAGGUGACGGGCCUCAGCUUCAAGAGCAUAGCUGCUGAAUGCGAUCAGUUGGUCUCUGUGAGUCGCGACAAGGUGCUGAUUGCUUGGCAAUUGAAUGCAGACUCGAACAGCACCUGGAGCCAAUCAAAGGUUAUUCCGCUGUACAUCGAGCUCGAGGGUGUCGCGCAUAUUGCGGAAGGCGCGCAAGUGUUGGUCGCCUGCCGCUCGGGCAAGGUUCAGCAAAUCGACACAAAAUCAUGGAAAAUACGCGAUCUGUUGGUGGAGACGGAUUUCGAAAUAAGUCGCCUGCUCUACUGCAGCACCAGGCAGCAACUGACGCUGAUUACAACAGAGCAAAAUAUCAUCGUAUACAAUGUGAGCACCGAGAACGAGAGAGCUGAGCUGAAAUUGGUAAAGCAGCUGAUUGGCUACAAUGAUGAGAUUUUGGACAUGUGCUUUCUGGGUGACAAGGAUCGGUACCUGGCCGUGGCAACCAAUAGCAAGCACUUUAAGCUCUACGACACCGAGCAGAAUAUGAAUUGCCGUUUGAUUUGUGGACACUCGGAUACGGUCAUGUCGUUGGCUGCAUCCCAUAAUCUGCUGAUCUCCGUGGGCAAGGACUGCAGCAUACACCUGUGGAAGCUGUCGCACGAGAUUGAUUGCUUCUUGCAGCCGCUGACACAGCAAACCAAUUGCCAUACGGCGACCAUUGGCUCCGUAGCCAUAACACAUAAUGGAGCCAAGGGUUUUGCCUCUGCGUGCCAAGAUGGCAGCAUGAAAGUGUGGCAAUUGUCGCGAGACAAACAAGAUCGCAACAAGUAUACCUUCUCGCUGCUCUAUGCAGCGCUGGCCCACGACAAGGAAGUCAACUGCGUUACAUAUGCGCUCAACAACAAAAUCCUGGCUACAGCAUCACAGGACAAGACGGCAAAGCUCUGGUCGGCGGACUCCAAUAACCUGCUUGGCGUGCUGCGUGGUCACACUCGUGGUGUGUGGUGCGUGCGCUUCUCACCUGUGGAUCAAGUUGUGGUCACCUCAUCGUCCGACUGCAGCCUGCGCCUUUGGUCUAUUGCCAAUUUCAGUUGCCUCAAGCGCCUGGAGCAGGAGUGCACGAUAUUGCGUGUAGAGUUUCUGGAUCAUGGCAAAUUUAUACUCUCUGCCGCCUCGGAUGGCCUGCUCAAGCUGUGGAACAUCAAGACCAACAUCUGUGUCCAGUCCAUCGACGAGCACAGUGAUCGCGUCUGGUCCGUGGCGGUCUCUAGCUGCAGCAAUCGCUACUUCUAUACAGGAGGUGCUGACUCCAAGCUGAUUCGUUUUACGGAUGUUACGGAAACAGUGCGCAGCGAAGCCCUGGAUCAGCGACAAGCCAUGCUGGAGCAAGAGCAAACCCUUCAGUGCCUUCUACACGCACAAGAGCAGCUUGAAAAGGCAUUCAAGCUGGCCCUGGUACUGGACAAGCCAAAGGCCACCAACGACAUCAUCAGCAGCUUUGUGCGCAAACGUGACGCAGUCGCUGUUCGUCAACUGGUGGAUCAACUAAAUUUGGACCAGAGACUGGUCUUGCUGCAGCACGUGAAGGCAUGGAGCACCAACUCACGCCACUCCUACAUUGCCAACCUGAUUCUGCAACAUUUGCUGGGCGACGCUCUGGUGAACUCCACGCAAAAGUUCUACAACAAAGGAAAUCUGGUCGAAACGCUGACCCCUUAUGUGCAACGGCAUUUCAAGCGAGUUUCCGAGCUGAAGAAGGAUUUGGCUUUUAUGGAAUUCAUCGUUAAGUGCAUGUAGAACAACAUAAUUAUCUUUUCUGUUUAUAA